Molecule: messenger RNA, 390 nt
Organism: Monoraphidium neglectum
Lineage: Eukaryota; Viridiplantae; Chlorophyta; Chlorophyceae; Sphaeropleales; Selenastraceae
Exons: 1
Biological process (GO): transsulfuration
Cellular component (GO): mitochondrion
Molecular function (GO): thiosulfate-cyanide sulfurtransferase activity
Source: RefSeq, a predicted model, not a curated record
GUGCGGCGCGGGCCCCGCGGGGGCCGCAUCCCAGGGGCUGUCUCCCUGCCGCGCCGCGCGCUGAUCGACGACUCGACAGGCUGGCUGCUGCCGUUGGAGCAACAGAGGCAGAUCCUGAUGGAGCGCUUGGGGCUUUCGGAGGCGGACCUUCCAGGAAGCCUCCCGGGGUCAGCGACUGGUGGCAAGACCACUAGUACGGAGGGCAGCGGGGUUGAGGGUGGCGAGCAGCGGCAGGUGGUGUUGUACUGCAACGGGGGGGUGGCGGCCUGCACCGCGGCGCUGGCACUGCAGCGGCUGGGGCACAGAAACUGGGCGGUGUAUGAUGGCAGCUGGAACGAGUGGGGGGCAAGGGAUGACUUGCCGCUUGAGACAGGGGGUGGGCAGGCAUGA